Messenger RNA from Caenorhabditis angaria, 207 nucleotides. The record is from the annotation of a GenBank genome assembly. NCBI's taxonomy places the organism in Eukaryota, Metazoa, Nematoda, Chromadorea, Rhabditida, Rhabditidae.
AUGAAUGGAUCAGGAUUCUCUGAAAAUCUAUCGAAUUCGCCAAUUUCAGCACUGGAAACUCCGAACAUGGAAUCAUUCCUGAUGAUUAAAACACCGACGCUCAAUUCUCUGAAUCUAUCGAAGUUUCAGUUCUACUUUGAAAUUUCAUUAAAGUUCAAGUGCCAAAGAGAACAUCAACAUAUAUUCUCCCAAUAUUUUUUCUCAUAA